Messenger RNA from Camelina sativa (false flax), 901 nucleotides. RefSeq names its product mitogen-activated protein kinase 10-like. The record is from RefSeq and is a predicted model, not a curated record. Gene Ontology annotation, biological process: protein phosphorylation. Gene Ontology annotation, molecular function: MAP kinase activity; ATP binding. Lineage: Eukaryota; Viridiplantae; Streptophyta; Magnoliopsida; Brassicales; Brassicaceae.
AUGGAACCAUCUAACGAUGCUGAGACGGUGGAAACUCAUCAAGGUGAGGUUACUACUAACGGCGUUUUGCCAUUAUCUCCAAUGCUUGUGACUGAUGAGGAUGCUCCGGGGAAUCUCAGCCAUGACGGAAGAUAUAUUCAAUACAACCUCUUUCAGACUUAUAUCUUUAAAGUUACCGCAAAGUAUCAGCCACCGAUUACGCCUAUUGGCAGAGGUGCUUCUGGUAUCGUUUGUUCGGCUAUGAACUCAGAGACCAAUGAGAAGGUGGCAAUCAAGAAAAUAUCGCAUGCAUUUGAUAACCUAAUCGAAGCAAAGAGAACUCUCCGUGAAAUCAAGCUUCUUCGUCACUUCGAUCAUGAAAACAUUGUUGGAAUCAGAGACGUAAUCGUGCCUGCUCGGAGGGAUUCAUUCGAAGAUGUUUACAUUGUAUAUGAAUUCAUGGAGCAUGACCUUUUUGGAGUCUUAACAUCCGAACAAGAACUAACCAAAGACCACUGCAUGUUUUUCAUGUAUCAAAUCCUGCGCGGAUUGAAGUACAUUCAUUCGGCUAAUGUGCUACAUAGAGAUUUAAAACCGAGCAAUCUCCUCUUGACUACACAGUGUGACUUAAAGAUCUGUGAUUUCGGGCUUGCUCGUUCCACUCCUGAGAGUCAUGAAAUGACUGAGUAUGUUGUCACAAGGUGGUACCGUGCGCCCGAGCUUCUGUUGGGCACUUCUGAUUACACCGCAGCAAUAGAUGUUUGGUCCGUUGGCUGUAUAUUCAUGGAAAUGAUGAACCGCAAAACGCUCUUCCCCGGUAAAGAUCAAGUUCAUCAGCUUCGUUUGCAUAUGGAGGUAUAAUAAAGUAAAACCCUCUUUUUGCGCUAAGAACAUAUACGUUUUCUGUUACUCUUAAAAAAGU